Messenger RNA from Mustela lutreola (European mink), 3313 nucleotides. RefSeq names its product solute carrier family 25 member 35 (gene SLC25A35). Lineage: Eukaryota; Metazoa; Chordata; Mammalia; Carnivora; Mustelidae. Bases 1373 to 2149 code for a protein of 258 amino acids. The record is from RefSeq and is a predicted model, not a curated record. The transcript has 5 exons.
CUUUCUCCUUCAACCCCUUCCCGAGGUUGCUAGCUUCCCCAGUCUCUUUUCUCAGGUCUCCCGUAAUUAACCGUUAGCAGACUGAUGAGCAAAGACCCAGGCGCUCUCCCACCGCUAGCUGACCGUGUAAAGCUAAGCCCCGGGAUCCACCCCCCUGCCUCUCCCCGCCCGCUCUUCUCUGGAUUGCCGCGAGGAUCAAGAGCUCGGGGCCGCGGCUAAACUCCCACGUCGUCCUUCGGGGCCCGCAGCCAGCCACACCCCGGCGCUGGGACCUACGAAUCCCGCCCUCAGCCUCGGGAGAUCCGUCCGGUCCAGCAGGUGUGUCCCUUCCGCACCUGCGAGCGGAACCCGGGCUCUCCUGGCGCCAGAGCCCGCGGGGGAGCGGAUCUGCCGUUUCGCAGUCCCGGUCCGCCGCGAACCCGCGCUGGAGGUGAAGGGAGGGGCGCCCUCCGCCCGCCCCGGAGCCGCGCCAACCCAGUUCCCUCCCCUACCCCGUAGGGAGCGGCUGCCUCCGCGCUCGGCCUCCACGCCCGCCCUGCAGCCCCGCGCCCAAGCUCCCCUCCCGGCGAAAGAUACGUGCUCCGCUCCCGGGGCGCCGCUCCGGAGCCCCGAAUCUGCGGCGCCGCGCGCGGAGGGUUAAUCCCAACCGCCCCCGCCCCGCGGAGUCCGGGGGCCGGGUCGCCGAGAGCACCUCCCAUUGGCCGAGGAGCCGGCUCGGCGCUGAUUGGCUGGCGCUGCGGGCCCCGGCUGCCUCGGCUUCCCAUUGGGCGCCGCCCUCGGGUGGCUGGAGUGUGGCGGUCCGGCCUCCGCAGGCUGCGCGGGGCCGAGCUAGCUGCUGCCGGUUCGCUGGGCAGCUGCCUGGGGACGCUGCUCCUGGGCCGGAGUUCCGACUUCCUUCCCGAUACAGACGCCGCCGAUCUUCUCCCGGAUCGUCUUCCUCCGUAACCUGCUGCUUUCCUUUUUCCUUCCUCCCGGCUCCCACCUCCCGAAUCCCCGCUGCCCUCUCCUGCUCCAGGGCCCUCCCGGAGCCGAGCAUCCCCGGCAUCCACCUGCCAUCCUCCUGGCUUCUUGCCCUUCCUUGACCUCAGGUCCCGUGACCCACGGAGCCCCGUCGUAACCUCACCAGACUCUCCUAAACUCCUUUUCCUCCUCUCUCUGCCAGCUCCCCACUCCAAAUUCUAGCUACCCUUGACCUCUUGACCUCUGACCCUGACCUUCUCAAUGGCUAUCUCCUGCAGCGGUGAGGACUGCUGACACGGAGUCCUGCCUCUGAGUUCUGCUUACACCCCACCCUCCCACCCCACCCCCCGUUUCUGAAGCUUGUUUUUCACUUUCUUACUCCUGGGCCACUUCCUGUUACUGCUACCCCACCAUGGACUUUUUGAUGAGUGGCCUGGCGGCCUGCGGGGCCUGCUUGUUCACCAACCCCCUGGAAGUGGUAAAGACCAGGAUGCAGUUGCAGGGGGAACUGCGGGCCCCCGGCACCUACCAGCGGCACUACCGAAACGUCUUCCAUGCCUUCAUCACCAUCGGCAAGGUGGAUGGCCUGGCUGCGCUGCAGAAGGGCCUGGCCCCUGCUCUCUUAUACCAGUUCCUGAUGAAUGGCAUCCGCUUGGGCACCUACGGGCUGGCUGAGGCUGGGGGCUACCUGCACACGGCAGAAGGAGCCCUCAGCCGUCCCCGCAGCGCCGCAGCUGGGGCCCUGGCUGGGGUCAUGGGAGCCUACUUGGGGAGCCCCAUCUACAUGGUGAAGACACAUCUACAGGCACAGGCAGCCUCAGAAAUUGCCGUGGGUCACCAGUAUAAGCAUCGGGGCAUGUUUCAGGCGCUAAGCGAGAUUGGCCAGAAACAUGGGCUGGUGGGGUUGUGGCGCGGGGCCCUGGGCGGCCUGCCCCGAGUUAUCAUCGGUUCCUCCACCCAGCUGUGCACCUUCUCCUCCACCAAGGACCUCAUCACUCAGUGGGAGAUAUUUCCACCCCAGAGCUGGAAGGUGGCUCUGGUGGCUGCCAUGGUGAGUGGCAUCGCCGUGGUCCUGGCCAUGACACCCUUUGAUGUGGUCAGCACGAGGCUCUACAACCAGCCCACUGAUGCCCAGGGCAAGCUUGAGUGGUCGUGUGCCGCUUCCAGUCUGCGACGAGAGAAGAAUUAGGCACAAACAAGUCAGCUGCUCAAGAGAUUGGGAGCACGGGACAAGAGUCGAAAAGGACUGCUGCCACGAGCAACUCCACAGUCUCACUUUUAUUGGAUAGAAAAUAGGCAACAGAAGGACUGAUAAAAGUCAAACGUUAGUCACGUCUUGCAGGCAAGCAAGGAAGAAGGUAAGGUUUAUAGUUGACCAAGCACAUUCAAAGGACUCAUCUAACUAACAACGGGCACUUCUGGGAAGGGAAAGGAGCGAUCACGGAAAAGGGAAGCAGGCGGUUUCGUUCCACCCUGAGCUGACCGGGCGUUCCCGGGUGCUCGGCUUCCCUGAAGCAGGCGGCGUCCGCCCUGGGCGGGCCGGGCUUUCCCGGCUGCCCAACUUCACGGUCGUACGUCGUCCUUCUCCCAAAGACCUGCUGCCAGUAUAUGUAUUUCUUAAGGCCAUAUCUAAAUGUGUUUGGUAACUAAUAAAAUCUUCCAAGGGUUACAGUUUAAGUAACAAAUUGUUCCGAGGGGCAAGUGGCGCCCGAACAGGGUUGGGGCCAGACCAGACCUGAUCUGAUCAGAAAUAAAACAGGAGAAGAAGCCCCAACGUGAGUUUUGCACAGCCGUGCGUUUUUCCUGCUGGUAAGUUGUGGGCCAUUAUCACAGGGUAUGGGUAAUCUAGAGAGCACAAACGAUUAUCGCCUUUACGUUUAUUUAUUGAGAAGGCUCCUGAAGGCGGGAGGAGGAAAAGUCCGCGAGGGCCAACUUAAGGCGCUUUUAAAGGUAACUGAAGAACAUUGCUCCAGGUUUCCUAUAUUAGGGACUUUAGAUUGACAAACAUGGGAAAAAGUAGGUCACGAAUUAAAACUUUCGUAUCUGAAAGGAAAGCAAAUUCCAGUCAUUAUAUUGCCUACUUGGACCCUCAUUCGCUCUGUUUUGGACUUUACAAACCCUUGAUUCAGAAAGCGAUAAUGAAUGUUCAGGAGAAACUAAAAAAGAGGAACCUGAACAUGCCAUCCAGGAGAAGGAAUAAACUAUUAAGGCCACCAGAAAGGAAUAUAGAAAGGAGGGGCACCUGUGUGGCUCAGUGGGUUAAGCCGCUGCCUUUGGCUCGGGUCAUGAUCUCGGGGUCCUGGGAUUGAGCCCCGCGUCUGGCUCCCUGCUCCACAGGAAGCCUGCUUCCCUC